This is a messenger RNA of Kluyveromyces marxianus DMKU3-1042, 330 nucleotides long. RefSeq lists its product as uncharacterized. The record is from RefSeq and is a predicted model, not a curated record. Lineage: Eukaryota; Fungi; Ascomycota; Saccharomycetes; Saccharomycetales; Saccharomycetaceae. The transcript has a single exon. The coding region runs from base 1 to 330 and encodes 109 amino acids.
AUGUGUGUGUAUGUGUGUGCGUGUGUGGACAGGUUUCUUGCGCUUCUUGUACUUCUGGUGAUGAUAGAUGGUGGAUUCUCGGUACAGGAAUUGGCUCAGGCUUUUUUUUUUUCACAUCGAUUUCAGUUUGGGCUUUCCCUAUGCAUUCAUUAUAUUGUGAUUGCAUUGAGCUUUGGAAAUUUUUCAUACUCUUCGAAAUCAUAUAUAAUAAGUUACAAUGUGAGUUAUUCUCUCCUUCCUGGUUGUUGGUGUAAGCAUCAUUUAACUAGUCCCUUUUUUUUAAAGUUAUUUAAUAUAUAUUUUUAUUUUGUCCCAAACACCAAGAAGUAA